Neodiprion fabricii is the source of this 2096-nucleotide messenger RNA. Its product is annotated as acanthoscurrin-1-like. Gene Ontology annotation, cellular component: extracellular matrix. The transcript has 6 exons. The record is from RefSeq and is a predicted model, not a curated record. NCBI's taxonomy places the organism in Eukaryota, Metazoa, Arthropoda, Insecta, Hymenoptera, Diprionidae. The coding region runs from base 999 to 1682 and encodes 227 amino acids.
GGCCAACGUACGAUACUGACACUUCUUCCGAAGUACCUCAACACUCUCAACAUGAAGGUUGUCGCCUCCCUCGUCUUUGCCGUCUUGGUGAUCGCCCAACUCUACACCAUGAUCGAGGCUAAGCCCGAUCCCAGUAAGAUCGUCUAUCUUGCGCCUGGUGGCAAGUGAAUGCGUAAGCCUGUAACUUCGAACGGUAAUUGAUCUUGAACGUGGACUAUAAUUAAAAAUGUCAAUCUACUUGAGUCCAGUUGUCUCGAAAUAAGUGACGUUCACAUCCAGCCCCGAAGACCAACUGCGUAUAAAAUAAUCAUGUAACUCUUGGAAUCAAUAAAAUACUUUUUGCUCUCCAUAGCGUUUAAACCUAUGAAAAAAUGCAAAGUAAAAAUGACAACCGAAUCGAGAAGCGAACGAACGGCGAUAAAAUUGAAAAAAUAUCAUCGAUGUAAUCAAAGCACUAUUUAAAAGUCCAAUGAAAAUUCACGAAAUGCAUAAAACGUUCGAUCACAACAUUAAAAGUUCAUUUUUUUUUUUUUUUUUUUUCAUGCAUUUUGUUCAUCGAUGCUAAUUGUCAACUUCCUUGAUACAUGCUUUACAAAACGGUACAAAUACAGUGUCAACUAAUGCGAAGUUGGAUGUUCUUCAAAAACCCGAUAAGAAAAAGCAGUAAAAAGAAUCUCAAAAAGUCUUGAUCCUCACAAUCUUAAUAAAGUACAAUUUUCGUAAUCAGGACGAUAUCCAAUCGGUGCAACAACGACUCCGAAAAAUGCGUCUCAAAUCACUCGUUACUAUUAUCGUUAUGUUUGAUUUUUGGGUUGGCCGUUGCCCGGACCAUUGUUAUCCGAAUAACCAUAUCACAUCGUUUUUGUAUCAAAGCUCAAGUUUCGUAACGAUAUUGCUAAGCAUGAAAGCCUGCGUCGAGAUGAGAUGAUCCCGCAUCAUCCAGAUCGCGAUCUCUUUCACGGAGUGGAUCUUCGCCGUAACUGAAUACAGGGUUGCUCAUGGUGCUGGCGUGUCUAGGAGGGACGGUAUCGGCCGGUCUUUUGCCAGGCGGUGGAGGAGGUUACCAAUACAACAGGCCCGGAGGACCCGGAGGAUCAGGUACCAAUGGACUGUUUGGAGGCGGAGGCCAGAGGCCAUCAGGAUCCUACGGAGCUCCUGGUUUCCCCGGAGGAUUCGGGAGUCCAGGAACUGGAUUUGGCGGGGGGCCAAGCAUCACCGGAAGUGGUUUCGGCGGACAGCCGUCCGGAUUCCAGGGACCGUCGAACAUUGGUGGCGGGUACAAUUACAACAAUGACAACGGCAGGCCGAAGCCCUACAGCUUUCAAUACGAAGUGAGAGACCCGCCGACCGGAAAUGACUUCGGCCAACAGGAAAACAGCGACGGAAAUACGGUGCGUGGUGAGUACAGAGUCCUGCUACCUGACUCAAGGACCCAAAUAGUCAGGUACACAGCCGACGAUGCGAGCGGUUACAACGCAGACGUUCAGUACGAGGGUCAAGCUCAGUUUCCUCAGUUUGGAGUCGCCGGAUAUGCGGGAGGUCCCAAUUACCAGGGUGGAUUUGGCGCCGGUGGUGGCGGCCAUCGCGGAGGUGGUUUCGGGGGUGGAAACGGAAGCGGAUUCGGCAACGGCGGGACUCCGAACAACCAAUAUUUGCCACCGGGUGCUGAUUAUGGGAAAUAAUUACCGCUGCUUAUAUACCUCUUGAUAUCCUAGACCGAAAACAUAAUACGCCGUGAGACCCCAUCGCAACGUUAUUGCUAGCUAUAAUUACCCAAACUCUCUUCAUUUCUUUACAUCUCCUUAUUAUCUCUUUCCUCGAUAUUCUUACGUGCAUAAUCUUAUUUCAAUUUAAUUCGUACUCAAGUCUUGGCCAGUUCACUGUAUAAAUAUAUUUUCAUGCGUAAAACGCCAGUUUUAUAAAUAUAAUCUUAUACCCAUGUACCAUAACGUAUUCGUAACGUCGUUAAAUCGGUUUUAUUAUUUUAUUCUUCAUUUAAUACGUGACGCACGUAAAUUUGUGUCAUAUAAAUAAACGAGCAAAUAUUUUAUUACACAAGCAUUGUACAAUAUGUAAUAAAACGUGAAAUGAAAAUA